AAAUAUUGUGUCAUGUGUUAUUAAUGGUUAUUUUAUUUUUAUAUAUGUGAUAUUUCCUUUUAUGAAAUGGUAGUGAAACACAAUUAAAAUAAGAAUAUGUCCCGUCAUCCUCAAUACGAAUAUCGUCAUAAUAAUCAACGCAAAUAUUACGUCGACAAUAAUGAAACAGAAUACACCGAUAGCGAUUGUCAGAUGGAUACUGCCCACCGAAAUCUACACACAAUUCCAGCACCACCGCAUCUGGACGAGAUUUAUAGCAAACACUCCACGAUAGUUCCCAUUAAAGUGGUACCGCUAAAAAAAGCUACUAAAAUGGUGUCUAAGCAACAGUCUGAAAAAUUUGCACAAGAGUCAUAUUACGAUCACAAUAAUGUUCCUCCUGCCACUACGAUCCCUCCUAAAGCUUAUUACCCUAACGGAUUUGAUUCUGUAAGAAGCAUUUAUCCGGUGUGUACAGCAUUCCAUCCGAAUUCAGAUCAUUAUGUUAACACUUUUACGAAUCCUUACCAUAAUCAAGAGCUUCAACAGUUUAGCUGUCAGAAUUGUCAAGCAAAAUCAACGAGCUCCAAGCGGUUUCCGGUUAAAGUGAGGACCCCAAAGUAUUACAAAAAACCACAAUCUAGCGGAGUGUUUAAAAGACCGUCCGCCCUUUGUCUGCCAGUUGCGACCCAGCCCGAUCCGGCGGUAAUUCGCCGGCCCAAAAGGGCCUAUUUCAGCGAAAACAUCUACGGAAUGCAAGAAACACAGGAACUGAAGAGCUUACAAUCGAUGAUAGCUAACCAGCUAGUCGAACGAGAAAUACCACCUCAUCGAGUGGAUUCAGAAGGUGAUGUUAAUGCAAGUGUAAAAAGUUUGAAGAUUCCACCUCUUGAUAAAUAUUUUGAAGGAAUUGAAAAGAACAAUAUUUGCCAAAAUGGUGAUAACAAUCCCGAUCUGGCAAAAAUUACCAAGUUAUUAAAACCUAAGAUACCAGCCAGUGUGAAAGCUCGUCAAGAAAAAAACAAAGCAAAAAUACUGACUAAAAAGCAAAGUUUAGAAAAAAUGGACAAUCAAACAGAGAAACGGGAAAAUAAAGAACCAGCUGAAUCUUCUAAAGUUUCGUUAGAAAAAUUACUCAACCAACUUAAAAAAUGCGAAGAGUCAGCAGGAAAGCAAGACGUUGUAAAAGAAGAAGAAACAAAGAACAAAAGGACUCAAGUAGAUAAGAAAGAACAAAAGAGAAGUGAAUGUGGUGAAAGAAGUGAAUAUACAGACGAGGAGAAAUUUGACGUAAGAAGCUUCAACUACCACGACAUUACCAAUCAUUUGUAUAAAUCGCAAAGUGAUUUCAAAGACUCAGAAUCUGUGGCAAGUAUUCAAGAAAUCACCAAGAAAUUAACAUCAACUGUCAUACGACCAUUACAGCAAACUUGUAUGAAACCACUGGAUGAUCACCACGCUCUAGAAUUACAUAAAUCCAAGAGUUAUAUUGUCAAUCUUAUUGACAGAGCUUUGAGCAAAGAACUAGGAACUGUUCCUUGUGAUCGACAUAGAAAUAAUUGCGAAACCAUGAACCGCAAAAAAACCAUUGAAACCAACAACCGACAUAUAGAAAAGUCCGAAAGAGACAUCGCUGUGGAAAUAACUAGUGCGCUUGCAGACUCUUUGAUAUCAAACGCCACGUGCCACGACAUGGAGGAAUCGGAGAGAAAAGCCUCAAAGGCAAAACUCUGCUACUGUAACUCAGAAGAACCGAUCUACAUAAAGCAACUAAAGCAGCUACGGUGGGGUCAUCUAAAGCAUAUUCAGCGAGAAGUAAAACGAUUAGAAGACCUAGAAAGAUUCCUAGAUUCAUGUUCUAUAACUACAGUUCCAGAAAUAUAGUGUGU
Molecule: messenger RNA, 1868 nt
Organism: Diabrotica balteata
Lineage: Eukaryota; Metazoa; Arthropoda; Insecta; Coleoptera; Chrysomelidae
Source: the annotation of a GenBank genome assembly